GGAUAACAAAACGUGUACUUUGUGUUGUACCCAUCUCUAUACAAAGCUAAAGCUCGGGCCUUUUGACAACGGUUCCGCAGAUUGAGGUUGGUCUGCCGUUCUGUAACUCCAGUACCAAUUUUUGUUGAAAGUUUGGGAAUUUAUUACUCAAAAGCAUACUUCUUUGGAGAAUUCCUGUUUUUUCUUUCGAAUAAGCAAUGUGCUUAACAGGAAAAUCAGAUGCAUUAUCAAGCCCCUGUGUUCAUAAUAAGGAAGAGUGGUCAAUUUUGGGUAAUUUAAUUGAUGAUUUGUUGGUUGAAGUUCUAUGCCGUUUACCAGCUAAGUCGCUAAUAAGAUCAAAGUGUGUUUGUAAAUUAUGGUGCUGUCUGAUAACUGAUGUCUGCGUGCCAAAGCUCUUGCCUUUUACUGCACUUUUUGGCUUUCUUUAUAAAGGGUGUACACAACGCAUUCAAUAUGCUUCCAAGCUUCCAUGCCGGCUGGAUAAUCAGAUUCUGUUCGCGCUCAACACAAGAUUUGCGAAGUCUUUUUCUGCUUUGAUGCCGUUUGAGCCUAAUACAAGAGAUUUCCUUGACUGUUGCAAUGGUUUGCUUCUAUUUGUCAGGGGAUCUGUCCCUCAGUACUACAUAUGCAACCCUGCAACCAAACAAUUGGUUGAGAUCCCCCCAAACAGUAUGCAGGAGAGAUCUUGUUAUGCAGCUUUAGCUUUCCAUCCUCUUGAGUCUCCCCAUUACAAAGUUGUGUGCUUUAAUCAUUGGCCAGAUUUCCCUAAAUCCGGCACAGUAACUCUUGAUGUGUUUUCAUCCGAGUGUGGGAAGUGGCUUCGUCAUCCAAUGACCCUAGAGACUACUGUUAAGGUUGCUACAUGGACCAAGCGCUGUGUUUAUUUGAAUGGUGUUUUGUACAUGUUAUCUCACUCAAAACACCUUUUACAUUUUGACCUCAAUGAAUUGAAUUUUUGUGCUACUGAUCUUCCAGAGAAGGAUAAAACAGAUGUAAGGGGUUUCAUUGGUGUCUCUAGGGGCUGUUUAUAUUAUUCAAAUCAUGAUGGCUCAACCUUGUUUGUUUGGGCACUUCAGGUCCAACACAAAAUAAGCAAAUGGAUAUUGAAGCACACUAUUCGCAUAAAUGAUUUUGUCAAAGAUUGCUACACUGGAAUAUGGCGCAUCGUUGAGAAAGCUUCAUGGUUUAAGCCAUAUGCCUUGGAUCCAAACUCCGGAGUAAUUUUUAUUGGGGUUAACGGAGGAGUUUUUAGGUAUGAUCCUGACAAUAAGACAUUGGAAUUGGUUUAUUCUGUGACUCCAGAUGAAGGAAUAUUCUCUGGUGAUUGUGCUGUGUUUACAUAUACUCCUUGCCUGCUGAAUUUGAAAGACUGCCGGCAUGUUCCAUAUGUCUUAGGGUAAUGGUUAUGAAAUGAAGCAUUCACUGAAAAGCAGUCGAGUUGUUUUGCCUCUUUCUUAUCAGAUUCCUUCCUUACUCCUUGUUGAUUCUUUAUUUUGGAAAUAUUCAGAUUCAUGCUAUCCUUGCCUUCUGGACCGAUUAGCAUUAAAUAGUGCAGAAUGGUAACAUGUAAUGACCUUGUCAUUUGUUUCAUACUGUCUAAUUGUUGUCCUUCAAAAGGUGGAUUAUGCAUUUUAAAUUACACUAACUUUGUACUAUUUUUAUCUGUGAUUUUGUCAGAGACUGCUUGAAUGGAGUACUGCAAUAUAUUGCUACUCCAUGGUUUAUGCCGUGUGCAAUAGAUCCAAAUUGUGAAGUGAUUUUCAUUUUGGUUACCAGAACCUUAUUUUCAUUUUUGUUGUAUUGUAAAGUGAUUAGCAUACUGGUUUAUUCUCUCAGGUCUAACUAGGGAAUACUCUAGAGCCAUUUACUCCUUCCUUAGUUGUGUUGACGGAUUGCAGAUGCAUUGCAAUCUGUGUUGUGUCAUGUACUUACUACGCUCUAACUCAUUGU
Messenger RNA from Rubroshorea leprosula, 1950 nucleotides. NCBI's taxonomy places the organism in Eukaryota, Viridiplantae, Streptophyta, Magnoliopsida, Malvales, Dipterocarpaceae. The record is from the annotation of a GenBank genome assembly.